Molecule: messenger RNA, 1254 nt
Organism: Scleropages formosus (Asian bonytongue)
Lineage: Eukaryota; Metazoa; Chordata; Actinopteri; Osteoglossiformes; Osteoglossidae
Gene: rsrp1
Product: arginine/serine-rich protein 1
Exons: 3
Coding region: 320-1027 (235 amino acids)
Source: RefSeq, a predicted model, not a curated record
GACCUGCUGUGCCCAUGAGACGAUCACGAUCACGCUCUCCUUCUGCGUCUAGCAUGUCCAGCUCUUGCUCUAGCAGUUCGCAUUCGACCCAGAGCAGUCGCAGUAGCGGAUCUCGUGGGCGUAGACGCCGAAGUUCACGUCGGCAUGGCUGUAGGAGAUCCGGGUCCAGGUCUUGGUCAUCCAGCUGGUCCCGAUCACAGCCCCGUCCACGUUGCCACAGGGUUGUAUCCCGCUCCCCCUGCAGCAGGCGGUACCAUCGGUCUCCUCCCCGCCGGUAUCGGGCACACUCGCGCUCUUACAGCCGCUCCCCAUCACCCAGAUGGCACCGAAGGAGGUGCAUGACUCGCUCAAGAUCACGAUCCCGGUCUCGCUCCAGGUCCGCUGGCCACAGGCUCUAUGGGUUUGUGGGCAGGACCAGGUUCAUCUCCUCUACUUAUGGGAGCGCCAGAAGCCGGGCGAGAUCACCCAUUGGUGCCAACAUCCACCUGAGCUUAGAUGGUAUGAUCAGCAGAGGAAAAUGCUAAAUGGCACAGUGAACUGUCACAGUUCUGCAGCUGAAUCAACAAAAGAGCAGAUGUUCAUUGCUUGUUUCUUCGUGCGCAUAGAUAAGAGGGAGCUCCUCAAGAUUGCCCAGGCCAAUGCAGCCAAGGCCCUGGGGGUGGAGACGCUGGAACUACCUGCUAGUGUAAAAUCCAUCCUGGGUGAACCAGUGGAGUCCUCACACCUGCAGAGGUUUAAUUCAGAGGGGUCUGUCUUAAGGAGGCAGAUUGAGCAGAAUAAAGUAAGAGAAGUCGAAGAGGAUGUUCCCAGCCCCAAGACAUCACCAAAGAACAAAGUCAUCACUUUCAGUAUUCAUAACUCGGUGGCCAAGCCGACCACAUCCAAAGCCUCCCACGGUCCAGAGAGCCCAGCAAGCACCAGCGAGGACAGUGUGACUGGGGGCAGCCCUUAUGGUCAAUGGGUCCCGAUCAAAGCACAGUCAUUUCCUCUGCCCGCUCACAAACAGUCGCCCUACAAGACACGGUAGCCCAGCGGGGGACACAUGGACUGCUUGUACAUACUGUAUCAUAUUCUUGUACAGUGAUGACACCAUUAUCUGUUUAUACUAUUUCAAUGUUAGUUUUCUUUCAGAUGUAAAGUGAGAUAGUUGGAGGAAGACGGCGAUUUCACACAGGUGGGAUUUCAUUAGUAGAUUUAUGGUUCUUGUGUAAUUGUUCCUUCUGCUCAAGUUUCAAUAAAGAUGUUUAUGUGAAA